CGACACAGCAAGAUAUAACUCAAACAACUGAUAGGUUCAAACUUACCGUGGACAUAAGAGAGAUGAGAACUGAAGUUGGAUCUGUGACCAUUCCAAUGGUUGAGAAUGAAUCUCGCAGAACCCUCAGUUACAAAUGCAACAAGGAUUCACGUCUGACUUCUCCGACUGCCUGUCCCCAGAUCAAGAGCCCCUUUCAAGAGACUUCACCCAAGCUAAUGGAGACCAGCAGCGCCAGUUGCCAAGCAGAGCCAGAGAGUUACCAGCUGGAAAUCACCAGCACAUGCUCAGCUAUCAGCACAGUUGGCAAUGCCAGCCUCUCACUGGAACAGGCUGUCAUGUUAGUCCUGGCUGUUGAGAAAUUCAAAAAGAAAUUGAAGCAGGCGUCUGGUGAUGGCUGGGAAUACGAUGGAGACUCUUUCAUGGACACUGACUUGCUGGGGAACUUCAGGGCGAUCAUCGAGGAAGCCACCACCUGCAGCAGCUAUGAUGAUGCUGAAAAUCUGAGCAGCACUUACAGAUUCAUGUCGAGCGAAUGCCGCCAGGUGAAGGAUGAUCAAGACAGAUCCCUGAUCCUCUCGGAGAAUCUCCAGCUCCUGGCCAUGACCUUGCAGCAGCCAAAGAAUGCAGUUCAAUUGGAUAUGAGGUACUACAAGACAGCUGCAGGCAAUGACGUUGAAGGUUUGCCUGUUGUUCUGAAAAUCAGCAGCCAGAACCUGUACCUCUCAUGCACAGGACCACAAGACAGACCCAUCAUGCAGCUGGAGAAAUGGGACCAGAAUCUGCAGAAUAUCAACAGCGCCACUGACCUGCUUCGAUUUGUGUUCUUUAAGAAGGUCUUCAGCUCUGGCCUGCACUUUGAGCUUGAAUCAGCCAAGUACCACGGCUGGUACAUCAGCACCUCCAGAAAGAACAGGCAGCCUGUCGAAAUGGAUGAGAAGGAGAACCACAAGCGAAUCACAGUUUUCACAGCUGACUGAGACCAUCCCAGUCUCAGGACAGUUCAGAACCCAAACCAGAAAUAGUUGGUUUAGAGAGAGAGUGUGUAUGUACUAAGUACAGAAUUUUAAAUCCAUUUGGAUCAGAUUAGUCUAAUGGGUAGCUGAUAAAAUUGUCAUUUCAUUAAAACCUAACCAAAAUAAUUUAUGUAAAAACAUCAGUGAAGUACAGGUGGCAAUAUUUGCUACUGUUUUACACGUGUGUUAUUUACAUUUAAACUUGAGUGUGACUAAGUUGUCAUGUUUUGUAACUUGAAUAUUAGUAAUUGUUUAAUUUUUAAAAUAUUUAUUGUUAUUAUUAUUAUUUAAAUUCUUCACUAAUUUAUUACUGUACUGGAUACAGUCUCUUCCUUUCUUGAUUAAAUUAAGUUAUUUUUCAAA
This is a messenger RNA of Carcharodon carcharias (great white shark), 1376 nucleotides long. RefSeq names its product interleukin-1 beta-like. The record is from RefSeq and is a predicted model, not a curated record. Lineage: Eukaryota; Metazoa; Chordata; Chondrichthyes; Lamniformes; Lamnidae. Gene Ontology annotation, biological process: regulation of non-canonical NF-kappaB signal transduction; immune response; inflammatory response. Gene Ontology annotation, molecular function: cytokine activity. The transcript has 6 exons. Bases 63 to 977 code for a protein of 304 amino acids.